AGUUCCUGUUUAUCAGCAAUUAACAUAACCAGAUAGAUUAACCAACAUGGGAAAAAAUAUCGUCGACGUUCCACUCAUUGAGUUUCUUAAAAAUCGUAUCUACCUUGGAGCUUUUGAUUAUAGUCCACCCAACACAAAAGAUUUGGUGUAUUUCACCAUAGAAGACUCCCUUCCUUACAAUUCAUUUCACUUGGAUUUUGGACCGUUGAACAUUGCCAUUCUUUAUCGGUUCGCAGUUAUCCUCCACAACAUCCUCAAUGAAGAGAAUAAUCAGGGCAAAGCCGUCGUGUUCUACAGUUCCAGUUGUCCUAAACAACGAGCCAAUGCUGCAUGUUUGUUAUGCUGCUAUAUGGUCUUGAUCCAGUCUUGGUCACCGCAUCAAGUGUUGCAACCUAUUGCCCAAUGUGAUCCACCAUUCCAAGGGUUCAGAGAUGCUGGUUAUUCUCAUGCUGAUUAUGAAAUCACCAUUCAAGACAUAGUGUAUGCCAUGUGGAGAGCCAAGGAGAGGGGGAUGAUUGACUUGACAAGUUUUAAUUUAGAAGAGUAUGAACAGUAUGAACGUGUGGAUCAAGGUGAUUUCAAUGUUAUUUCCAAAGAUUUCAUUGCAUUCGCGUCUCCUCAGCAAACCAAACGUAAUGUCAUUAAUGAACCAUUCAGGAAAGUAUUGAGCUAUUUCAUGGAAAACAAUGUUCAGUUGGUGGUUAGAUUGAACUCUCACUUAUAUGACUCUCAAGAAUUUACCAAACGAAACAUUAGACACAUUGAUAUGAUUUUCGAUGAUGGAACAUGCCCCACUUUAGACUAUGUCCAGAAGUUUGUAGGUGCAGCAGAAACAAUCAUAAACCAAGGAGGGAAGAUUGCUGUCCAUUGUAAAGCCGGAUUGGGCCGUACCGGUUGUCUUAUUGGUGCUCAUUUGAUAUACACCCAUGGAUUCACCGCUAAUGAAUGUAUCGCAUACAUGCGGAUGCUAAGACCCGGGAUGGUUGUUGGCCCACAGCAGCAUUGGCUUUAUUUGCACCAGAAUGACUUUAGAGAUUGGAGACAUACCAUGGUGUUGGAUAAUCGACCUUGUGAUUUCAUUGAUGGAUUAUAUCCGUUGAUUAGUUACGAAGAGUUUAAGACUAGAAUGAAGAUUGAAAAGAAGAAAUUAAGGGAACAGGAAGCUAAUGCUCUUACUGUCAAUUCUAGUUUCAGUCAAAUGGAUUCAUCAUUUCAAACUCCAAUUAGAAGAAGAAAGAUCAGUGGCGCGUUAACGUCCAAGAUUCAAUUAGCUGUGCCCAAUGAUUCUCCUGGUCAACCCAGAAAGUAUAUGGAAGCUGCCGAGGAGCACGAAACUGAACUUAUUAAUAAUUCAGACGAUGACGAUGAUGAUGAAAAUGUUGUAAUGAUGCAAGAUAUACAGAGUACUCCUGGGAAGGAUGGUGUUACUACAAGCACCCCUAACCAAUGGAAAAUAUUAAGAUCAAUAUCUACCAAUGCCAGAAGAACCAACCAACCGUUACUGGUCACCAAAACUACAACUACAACCACCACAAGAACAGUCAGCCAUACCUUGUCUAGUUCACCAGCAGGAUCACCUAGCAUCAGGAUGCCAAAGGCGCGGUCCUCGAAAAACAGAGUGAUUCUGGCCAACGGUAUUCAAUCACAAACUCAAGUACGAGUUCAUUCAGGAGGGAUCAGAAAAGUCAGUGGGAAAAAGUAUUAGUUUCGUUUUCUAUAUUUAUAUAGAUUUUUGUAUAAAACUGUAAGAUUAUUCGUCCUCUUCGUAAGCGGCUUCGACUAUGUCGAAUGGCUCAUCAUCCACACCAAAUGCUAAGAUGUUGUAAUCUUUAAACUUGAUCUUUUGAAGCAUGGAAUCAUCAAGUUCGAGCCAUUGGUUAUCAUAGGGAGAGGACAUGUCUUGAGGCACAGCAAUUCUCAAUUGUUCAGGCGUGACCAAGACUUCCGCUUGUUCCUCUUCACCAUUCUCAAUGAAUUCAGAUUUGGGAACUGGAAUAUUUUCUUCAUCGUCUUCUUCAUCAACCGGUUCCCUUUCCGGUUCAUCUGAUUGAACACCACCAGAGUUAUUUAUCGCGUCAGCUACUUGUUGCUUCAAGUGUUGGAGGGAGGUUGUUGAAGUGAAGGGAAUGGUGUAUGUUAUUCGACUUCUUUUGAAUUUCAAAACAGUGAUCAAAUUCACAGUGGAUUUCUUUGGUGGCUGAGAUUUUGUUAGUUGAUGAUCGCGAACGGAGGGUGUUUCAAUGUACUUACCAUUAUGUAUCUAUGGUGUUGCUAAUUGCUGUGUGAAGUAAGUUUUGAUUUGGGUGAAAAAAAAAAUGUAUAUAUAUAUAGAUGUGAAAAGCUACUUUCAUCUCAACAAAGUGGUCAACUGAUGAAACGGAUAACCGACAAAAUCACUCACAAAGAGUCGAUAUGUCAGCUAUAUAGAUCACUUCUACGAAAAUCU
Spathaspora passalidarum NRRL Y-27907 is the source of this 2446-nucleotide messenger RNA. RefSeq names its product phosphoprotein phosphatase (gene CDC14). The coding region runs from base 47 to 1705 and encodes 552 amino acids. The transcript is spliced from 2 exons. Gene Ontology annotation, cellular component: mitotic spindle; mitotic spindle midzone; nucleolus. NCBI's taxonomy places the organism in Eukaryota, Fungi, Ascomycota, Pichiomycetes, Serinales, Debaryomycetaceae. The record is from RefSeq and is a predicted model, not a curated record. Gene Ontology annotation, biological process: protein dephosphorylation; positive regulation of cytokinesis; regulation of exit from mitosis. Gene Ontology annotation, molecular function: protein tyrosine/serine/threonine phosphatase activity; protein serine/threonine phosphatase activity.